GCUGCAUCGACCACAUAUUCACCAUUCGUCAGGUUCUAGAACACAGGCAUACUUAUCGAUGUCCGACAAUGGUGGUCUUUCUUGACUUAAAAGCAGCAUUUGACUCGGUAGACCGCGAGGUUCUGUGGCAGUGUCUGUCAUUGAAAGGCGUACCUCAGAAGUACAUAAACCUUGUGAAGGCUCUUUACUCGAACACCACUAGUCGAGUGAGAGCUUAUGGCGAACUGUCAUCUACUUUUGCAACCUCAAGUGGUGUCCGUCAAGGAUGUCCACUUUCCCCAUUUUUGUUUAACUUCAUCAUAGACCUACUGAUGGAAAUAACAUUCUCGUCGACUGAGUUCUCGGGUAUUGAUCUCCAUCCAGGAGGUCCACUUAUCGACUUAGAAUACGCAGAUGAUAUAGUCCUGUUCGGUGAAGACGCUGAUAAAAUGCAGAGUCUUUUGGUAGCACUAAGCAACAAUGCCAGAAUGUUUGGGAUGCCUCUCUCCCUCUAAAUGCAAAUUGUUGCUUCAGGACUGGUCUGCGUCAACACCUGAACUAAGGAUAGGGAGUGAAGUAGUCGAACGCGUUGACAACUUCACUUAUCUUGGGAGUCUGAUCAGCCUUAAUGGGUUGGUAUCGGACAAAAUCUCAGCACGGAUUCGAAAAGCUCGUUUGGCUUUUGCCAACUUGCGUCACUUAUGGAGAAGGCGAGAUAUCCGUCUAUCAAUAAAAGGACGAGUAUACUGCGCGGCAGUUCGUUCUGUCUUACUUUACGGCAGCGAAACAUGGCCUUUAAGAGUAGAAGACACUCGUAAGCUACUACUAUUUGACCAUAGAUGCCUUAGAAAUAUUGCUGGCAUCUGCUGGGAUCACUGGGUAAGUAAUAGUGAGGUUAGACGCAGGGUAUUAGGUAAUGAUGGUAAAUCAGUUGAUGAGGUUAUGAAUCUUCAUCGGCUGAGAUGGUUGGGUCACGUGUUACGUAUGACUGAACACCGAUUACCACGUCGUGCAAUGCUAACGGGUGUUAGAGAUGGUUGGAAGAGAAUUAGGGGCGGCCAAACCAAAACGUGGCAUCAGUGCUUGAAGACACUAACCCCUAGUCUGAGCCAUGUUGGUAGAUACAGACUACUUGGUUGGGGUCCGCGUGACUUUCGUAACCAAUGGUUGGAGACUCUUGGUGACAUGGCUCAGAACCGAUCACAAUGGCGUAGGUGUAUACACUCCCUGUCUUCCCUCAAACUAUGAGAUUAAAAGCGCUUUAUAUCUUUCUUUCUACUAACCAAUUCUUUCUUCUUGUACUAUAUCUCUAUAUGCAAUCUUUCUCUUAUGUAUUAUCACCUUUUACCUAACCACUGUUAUGAAUCCGGUGUUCAUCUUGUUGUGCUGAUGCGGUAUGGCAACCUGGACCGAUGCACACAUGUGCCUGGUCCUACGUUGUAGCUGACUGACUGACUGACACCCGAAUAAGAGCAGAGAAAGUUCAAGCACAAGCUGAAUACACAGAAGCAAACAAGCAUGUGUAGAAAAACAUUAGAGCUGACAAGCAGAAAUACGUGCAAGAGCUAGCAAAGACAACGGAAAAAGCUGCAAGAGAAGGAAAUAUGAGGCAGCUAUAUGACACAACGAAGAAACUAGCAGGGAAAUAUAGUAAACCAGAGAGACCGAUCAAAGACAAAGAAGGCAAGCCAAUCACUAAGAUUCAAGAACGGAGGGACAGGUGUGUAUCACACUUUGAGGAACUCUCGAAUAGACCAGCCCCACUGAACCCACCGGAAAUCGAAGUAGCACAUACAGACACUCAUAACUGUCACUCCACCAACGAUCGAAGAAAUCAAGAGUGGGUAAGCGGCGGGACCUGACAAUAUAACAGUCGAAGCAAUGAAGUCAGACAUAGAAGUAACUGCAAAUAUGCUCCAUGUUCUAUUCAGAAAGAUUUGGGAGGAAGAACAAGUGCCGACAGACUGGAAAGAAGAACACUAUCAAGAUGCCAACGAAAGAUAUGAGCAAAUGUAAGAACUACAAAGGCAUCACACUCUGACAGGGGUGGAAACUCACGUAUCUUGUCGGCUGUCACAAUUCCUCUUAUUACAACCCAGCUAUUCCCAUUGCUCAGUAUUCUUGGGUACCGAUUCACUUGACAAGUCCCCAAAUCAGAACACGAUCGAACAGGAAAGAAGUUAUAUUUCAAAUAACAAGGGUAGAUGGAAGUAAGAAGCCUAAUAAAAAAACGUUAUUAUAUAUUUACAGUUUUUACGUGAAAAGAUUCUAGAGUCUUCAAGUAUCGAUUAGCGCUGAUUGAAUAAGAAAUAAACAAUCAGCUUGAAUCAACACAAUCGUGCACGGAACAUGCUUUAAUCCAAACUAUGACCCACUAACAUCAGCAUAAUCAAUUAACAAGGAGGAUCUAAUGCAGACAUAAAGGCGAGGAUUAGCAAAGCAAGGGAAGCAUUCUUACAGUUGAAGAACAUAUGGAACUCAAAACAACUGUCGAUCAAUAUAAAAGUCAGGAUUUUCAAUACGAACGUCAAGACAGUUCUACUGUACGGAGGACUACUACAACUAUCAUCAAAAAGGUACAAUUAUUUCUAAACAAUUGUCUACGCAAGAUACUCAAUGUCUGUUGGCCGGAUAUCAUCAGUAACGACCUGCUGUGGGAGAGAACAAACCAUCUUCCAAUUGAAGACGGAAUUAGAAAAAUACGUUGGAAGUGAAUAGGACAUACAUUACGGCAAACAUCAAACUGCAUCACCGGGCCAAACCCUAACAUGGAAUCCUAAAGGGGAACGUAAAAAAGGAUGGCUUAAAAACACAUUGCACUGAGAAUUGGAAGCAGAAAUGAAUAGGAUGAAUGGCAACUGGAAACAACGUGAAAGGAUUGCCCAGGACAGAGUUGGAUGGAGAAUUCUGAUGAGCGACCUAUGUUUUUCCACGAAGUGUGACAGGAGUAUGUAAGAAUGCAUUGACAGAGCUUUUUGCAAUAGAAGAUAUUACGUUAAGGAAAUAUUUGUGCUGCAGUUGAUCGAAAUACCACUUUUAUUUAUUUACUACACGUUUUAGAUUAUGUUUAGACUUCUGGAGGCCAUUUAUGAAUGCUACUUUUUAUUUUUCUUGUUUCAGUCCCCAGCAUUUAGUACUGGAAAAGUUACCAAAGGAGAUGAAGUAAUCGAAGUAAAUGAACAAAUAGUUAUUGGUUGGCUUCACUAUCGCGUCGCUGAUUUAAUGCGGCAUUCUUCACAGCACAUCAGUCUGCGAUUGCGAAAGCGACCUUCUCAUUCCAACGAUUUUAUUGGCUUUCCAGGAGCUGGGCGGCGUCAUCGCCUAAUAGUCAACCAGAUACCACCUGCUGGGAGCCUAUCCCAGACGCGAGGUGCGUAUAUAUUUACAAGAAACCCGAAACGUCGUCUGCCUCUUACAGGCCCACUUUCUGCGGAACCUUUGUCUGUUACUCAAGAAACCACCUCCGAUCAAACAUCUGUUUCCUCACCUACAUCAAUAUCUCCACCUGAAUCCCAAUCCAUAGUUAGUGUGUCUGGGUUGCUUCCCUCUUCUCCGACCUCUUCUUUAUCUGUGCAUCAGGGUACAUCAAUAAAACUAAAUGAUGAUCCUUGCAAUCUAGAAAAUCGUGUUCAUAUAUCUUUUAGACCGAAUUCCAGCAAUGAAUCCAUAAUUUACAAUAACUCGAGGCUUAUUGCUAGUACACCAAAUACUCCAUUAAUGACUUUACGAUCAAUGGACUCGGUGUGUUCUCAUUCUUCGCUAUCGUUUCCACCCCACCUUCCACCUGCGCAUCCUGGUACUACAACGUUUGACAACGGAAUAAACGAUACUAGUGUGGUCUCAUCUGAUAUUCUAUACUCAAAAAAAUACAAGUCUGUCAAUACUUCUCAUCAUAUUCGCUCAACUUCUUGUUCUUCAAACAAAUCUGUUUUUCCUCGUUUUUCCCUAACACAUCGACGCACAGCUUCUGGUGACCCAAAACUGAUGGAUAGUAUAUCUAGUGGCAACGGGGAAGAUACAUUAUUUCAGAAAAAACCGAGUCCUUCUUCUUCGCUUCGUCACUGUAGUAGUUCAUCUAAGUUUCAUGCUCUGGAUAAACGCUAUAGAAACCUUCAUCGUUCUAGUCUUGAUGAUUUCAUGCUUUUUUUAAAACAUGGAUUUGGAUCAAGAAAACCAACUCGUCGUAUAUCCUGCAAGGAUCUUGGACAAGGUGAUUGUCAAGGCUGGCUUUGGUUGAAGAAAACCAACCCACUUACCAGUAAAUAUGUGAAGCGAUGGUGUGUUUACAAAAACUCAACGUUCUAUUAUUACAGAAAUCCUGAAGAUGAUUCAGCUGAAGGUUUAAUUCUGUUACAUGGUUUCACAAUCACUCCUGCAGUCUCAGCGAAAUCGGGAAAAUUUGCAUUCUCAAUUUUCAAUGAUUGGGUUCGCUUUGUGUUCGCUUCUGAUUCUGAAAUCGACCGAUCAAAAUGGAUGAAUAAGUUAGGCCUAGCUUCAAUCGGUUUGUCAUCUACCAUACCAAAUUCUCGUAUUGGUGGUUUCAAUCCUGGUUACGUGGUUUUAUGUGACUCGAAAAAUAACGAAGUAAAAGCUGAAAUUCCGCAUCCACAUUCAUGCACCGUCUUAUCAGAUUCACCCACUAAAAAUUUCCAAGGCGACAACACAUCUGGACUUCGAUCUCAGACCUUAUCAACUUCCAAAACUACAGAUUUCGCAGAAAACUCUUUAACAGUGGUGACUUCCCAGCCUGUGUCAACCCCUCCAAGGCAUGUAACACUACAUUCAGUUUCAUCACCAUCAUUUUCUACGUUUGAUUUGCGUUCGAAUUCUUUACCAUCUGAACCCCGUGCUGUCCGCUCUAUAAUUUUUCCUCGGAAUAGUGCUCUACCACCCUCAAUCGGACAUUCAUCUCCUGCUCACACUAGAACUAGGCAUCGUCAACCACUUGAAAUCCCUUCAGUAGCAUUCGGAUGCUAUAGUGAGAGUGAAGAUGAAAUAGACGAGGAUGUUGAAGCCGAAUGUGAUGUGGAUGACAACUGUAUCUCUGAGGGAGGCGCACAACUAAAUCUUCGAAACCGACCAGGCUCUGCAUCCCCAUCACAUGAACGAAGAUAUGUUAUUUUAAACAGUACAGAAGAAAAUGAAUGUUUACAAGAAUAUAAAAAGCUGAUUUCAUGUAAAAGUGAACUACAUGUGUCCGAUGUACAUGCUUCAAUGCCUUUAUCACGUCCAUUACGAGCUGCGCAUAUCAUUACGAAAAAUCUCCAUUGUUCUGAUAAACUUUUAGGCGUCGAAAAGAUUGUUGGCUUAAGAAACGACGAACCAGUCCCCGAAUGCAGCAGUAGGCGUUUUAAUAACUGAUACUGAAAAGCUCAAAUUUAAGUUACCAUAAUCAUCUUUGACCAUUCACUGUUGAAUCUUGUCACUUAUUUUUUGAAUUUUACUUCAUUUUCAUUCUGACUUUAUCUUUUGUGAAAUAUCUCAUGCUAUGUAAUUA
Schistosoma margrebowiei is the source of this 5476-nucleotide messenger RNA. The record is from the annotation of a GenBank genome assembly. Lineage: Eukaryota; Metazoa; Platyhelminthes; Trematoda; Strigeidida; Schistosomatidae.